AUGGGUGCGGGAAGAAAGACGAAGACAAUUUUAGUACAAGAAAGGGCUGAGCGUGAGCGGACAGUCAACUGCAGUGUGUCCGCAAAAAAUUUACGGAGAAGGGAACUAGGUGCAGUCAUAUUUGGCUGCACACAUUCGACUAUCAAGGAAUGCAAAGACAAGAAUUUAUUUGGAUUACCAUCGGGGCAUAUUUCCUAUGUGAAGAAUGUAACUCCGGGCUUCAUCCUUUUCCUAUUCAACUAUAGUGACAGAAAGCUACAUGGAGUUUUUGAAGCUACAAGUACAGGCCAACUGAAUAUCAAUCCAUAUGCCUGGACCGGGGGCAGAACACAGCUUACAUCAUAUCCAGCGCAGGUGCAAGUCCGUACAAAGCGUCACUGCCGCCCAUUGAUUGAGGAAGAGUUUGCUCCCAUAAUUGCUGAGAACUAUUAUGAAGCAAAUCAUUUCUGGUUCGAGCUGGACCGAACCCAAACCAGCAAUUUGAUUGACCUUUUCUUAUCUUCGUCAUUACCAAUUCCUCGCUUCUCUCAUCGCUCACCAAAUCCUGCUCCAGAGGGCCGGUAUCACAGCACUGUAACCAUCCCCGACACUUGGGAGAGUGUUGAUCAUGGAGUAAAAAGUUCUUUUUCCAAAGUUGAAGCCUACACUCCAGAUGAGGUUGAUGAAGAAUGGGAAGCUUGGGAAGAAACUGCAGCAGACACUAAACAGGAAAGUGAAUGUUCUUAUGCCUCGGUCCUCGAUGGCACAACCAAUUCCGUCCCUGAAAAGUCAUGGAGUUCACUGUUUAAAGCUUCAUCAGCAUCUGAAAGCAUACCAAGAUUGGAAAUUCCGAAGCCACAAACGUCAAGAUUUGUACCUUUAUCAUAUCCCUCUAAUGUGAAACAUGAAACUUCAUGUCUUCCAUCUUCUCUGCAUAAAGAAGACGAGGAAUAUGGGUCUUUUGCAGAUCAGUGGCGUACAGAAACAAGUGAAAUGCCCACAAGAGUUGAAAGUGGAUUUCUCAAGUUAAAAGCUUCUGCAUCGGAUCAUGUUGGUGACCCCAACAGUGAGGGGGAAGUGCCAUGUGUUCCCCAAGUUCCUCCACUACAGGUUUCCAAGGACAAUGAUGCCGGAGAUAUAAGCAGUGACUUGGGGAUGCUUUUGAAGGAUUCAAGGGCUCAAGCAUUCAAUCCUCAGUCUGUGAUUUAUCAGCUAAUGCUAGAAUUUAAAGAGUUGAAGGCAUCACAGCUCAAACAGAAGAUUAAAAUCAGCUCCUUGGAAUUUGAGCUGGCUUGCUCAAGAAUUGAGACUCAAAUGUUGGGAGAACAGCUUAAGAUGCUUAUUGCUAGGCCAACUUCCUCUUCUAGUGGAGUUUUGGUUUUACUGUUAGCAGGCCACGCUCUACUGACCUUCGAUCCCCCUCGGGUUGAGUGCUCGGAGUUACCCGAGACCGGAGCAGCGAGGCUGGAGGACGGCAUGAGACAGGAUGCCCACAUUGCAGGCCGUGCAGGCAGUCAACACUUCGCCCUCGGAAUAAACGAUGUUAUGGACCCUGCUAUGGAAAAGGGGGCGAGGAAGGUCGUUUUGGAAAUCGAGGCGGCCCAGAAGAAGAAUGAGGACAUCCGGCCCAUCCUCGAAAAGUAUGCUGAUAGGGACAGGAAAGGGAAGACAUCCGCGGGGAAGGGCACGGCUUCGGACUUCCCCUCUCAUCCUGACGGAACCUCUCGAGGGUUGCCCGCGACCCCAGGUCUUUGGGAAACUUCAGGGAUCCCGUGGAUUGACUUGCAGUUGCCCGACCCUCACCAUGACCCUACGACCUUUCCACUUUACGCGGCCGUAGGAGGGGCUUUGGCGGAUCCGAACGUCGAUAGGGGCCGAGGGCGACUGUCAGGUCUCGAAGGGCAACUCGAAGAGGCUUUGCAAACCUUCCGGGCCUCGGAGUUGCACGAGGCACGUAAGGCCGUUCUCGAGGCGAAGGCCGAGAACGACCGGUUGGAUAAGUUAUGGCGGGAUACGGAAGCUUAUUGGGAAGACCAUCUAAAGAAUUCUAUACAAUUGGAGAUGUUGGCUAACAAUCGCUUUCGGACAUUCGAAGCCAAGAUACGGAAGAGGAAGAAGGACGAGGGUUUAGCCAAACCCGAUCCGGAAGAUUUUAUCCCCCGUAACUACUUUGAGAGCAUGCUGGUACACCUCCGGAAGGCUUACGCCUUGGUUGCCGUGAAGUGGGAUCGUUCCUCUGAUAAGAUCAAGGCUCUUCGGGCAUAUGCCGGUCAGCUUCGGACAGGGUUAUAA
Oldenlandia corymbosa var. corymbosa is the source of this 2271-nucleotide messenger RNA. NCBI's taxonomy places the organism in Eukaryota, Viridiplantae, Streptophyta, Magnoliopsida, Gentianales, Rubiaceae. The record is from the annotation of a GenBank genome assembly.